ACCAAUCACAGCUGUUGUGAUCUGUGUAGACCUGACACCAGUAACUGAUUCUGAAACACAUCAGGCAAACAGCACAGCACUUCCGUUACUGGUCAAGAUGAGAGGCUUACUGUUCCUGCUUAACACUCUGUUGCUGCUGGAGUCAACAAAGGCAAAGGGAAUGAUAUAUGAUAAGUUAAAUGAUGAUGAUAGAAAAAUUGUUGACAAGGCAAUAGCACAAGCCAAUAAGGAUUAUGGAAACGGCAAACACCUUGACUUUUUCACCAUUGUCAAUCAAAAUAACAAUAUGGUCAAUGUGGUACUGAGACCCACCUCAUGUAACCGCACAACACCGAGUGUCCAUCGGAAAGAAUGUAGCCUUCACAAUAAGCCACCUCAGUUUUCCUGUAUUGACUGUAAAGGAACCAUGGAACGAUGUUUACUUCUCAAACAAACGGAAGAGAUAAAAAAAAGGAUGGAGAAAUGUUCCCUGUCAGUGAAUAUUCAUCGUACUGGGUCAGCACAUGCAAUGUUCCAAAAAUCAGGAAAUGAACAGCAACAAAUUGGAUGUCUUGGAUGCAUCUGAGAUGUAAAAAGGAUCAAGGACAAUUGCAACUGGCCAUUUAAAAAAAAAAAAAAUCCUUCACAUGUUACAUUUAAUAUAUAUACAGUAUAUAUUAAAUGUAACAUGUUUCUUUUCUUGCAGGCUUAACAUUUGUAUGCCUGUACAAAUAAAUGAAAUUAAAAAAAAGUAACCAAAAAACAAAUUUGCUUUGCCAGGUCUUCAUAUGAAGAGCCAAUAAUAUUAGACAAAAAAUAUGUAAUGAAUCAAUGUCAUCUUUGCCAUGCACAUAUGCAAUAUAAACUGUUGUAUUCUUUUUGUCAUGAGGAUUCUCUGUGAUUGGUAUGAGGUCCUCUUGGCCGUGAUUAAAUCAUAUCUAAAGGCA
This is a messenger RNA of Sinocyclocheilus anshuiensis, 926 nucleotides long. Its product is annotated as cystatin-like protein. The record is from RefSeq and is a predicted model, not a curated record. The transcript has 4 exons. NCBI's taxonomy places the organism in Eukaryota, Metazoa, Chordata, Actinopteri, Cypriniformes, Cyprinidae. The coding region runs from base 98 to 565 and encodes 155 amino acids.